This is a messenger RNA of Melitaea cinxia (Glanville fritillary), 1665 nucleotides long. Its product is annotated as gelsolin-related protein of 125 kDa-like. Bases 195 to 1334 code for a protein of 379 amino acids. The record is from RefSeq and is a predicted model, not a curated record. NCBI's taxonomy places the organism in Eukaryota, Metazoa, Arthropoda, Insecta, Lepidoptera, Nymphalidae. The transcript is spliced from 8 exons.
ACGCGGGAAAGUUGAGAAUUUCCGAGCGCUAUAAUUCGUAUUCUAUUUUUAAAUCACCGCGUCUGCACUCCUGAAAUAGAUAGUGUUGAAGUUUUUGAAGUUAUUCGUGCACGUUUUACUAUUUAAAAUAUUAAAUUCAUUUAAAAUAAUUAAAAUUGGAAUUAUUCUAACGUUCUUUGUUCAUUUAAAGAAUAAUGGCUGAUCCAGCGCAAGUCCAAGCGAGUGGUGAAGGUGGGAAGCCAGCUGAAAAUCCACCUGUGGAUUUGAAGGCAGAACUGAAACCAGUAGAGAAUGUUACAAAAACAGAUAGCGCUCAACCAGAACAAGUUGAAGACAAGACACAAACAGCACAAAUUGUAACUGAAAAUGUUACAAAGGCAGACGAUACUCAGGUAAAGGCACCUGAAGCUAGUCCGGAUGUAGGAAAAGUUCAACCUACAGUUGAUAAUCAUGAAAAGAAGGAAGAACCAAUUAAAGAAACUGUAUUGGUAGCGGAUAUCAAUGUAGCAAAAGAAGAUCAACAAAAAGAAGCUACAGAAAUUCUAAGUGCUGAUACAGAACUAAAAAACGCUCAAAAUAUACCUGAUACUGAGGAAAAAGGUGUUGUAAGUGUACCUAGUACUGAAGUGAAGGAAAAUGAGAUCAAGCCUAAAGAAUCUACAUCAGUUAACGCAGGUUCGAUGACAGAUGAAACUCAGUUAAAAGAGGGUGACUGGCAACAAAGAGAACAAGAACUACUCCAGAAGAUUGAAGUAUUGGAAAAGGUUAAGACGGAAAAGUCUGAAGAUGGUCUUAGACUGGAACUAAAGGUACGCGAAGAAGAAAUAGAUUUACUCAAGGCAAGGGUUAAGAAUCUAGAAACUGAACUGCAAGCAGCUUUAUCCAAACCAGGCGGCAAGAACCACGAAAUGAUGGAGAAGAUCAAACAACAACAUGAGGAGCUACUCAGCAAAGCUCGCGGAAUGAUCUUCGAUAAGACGAAGAUGGUUAAGAAUCAAGAGCUACAGAUACAGGCGUUGACGACUCAAGUACAGUCUCUGAAGGAUAUCAACCAGAUAACUAAGGACUUACUGGAAAUAAGGAACUCCGAAGUUAAAGCUAUGGAAGACCGCCUGCAAGUGAUGGAGGCCCGUUUCAAGGCGGAGAAGGAACGCUACGAUCUCGUCCUGAAGCGAGCCGCUACGAGUAACAAUAUCAACGACGACUUGCGUCGCGAGUAUGAGACACAGCUCGCUCUGUUCAAAGAAUUACGAGAGAAAUACGACCUGAGGGUCCAAGCCCUGGUGGCUGAAAAUAACCGACUCAAGGAAUCGAACGGCGGGACAUCGGGCUGAUAUAAAACGAAUCCCAUUACAUAUAUAAAUAUAUAAAUACUUAUUGCGUUUUAUUUGUACCAAUGUGUGCGAAGUAUAAACACAGAUAUUUAUUCUUCGAUUUCAAUCAAUUGUGUCUUUGUUUGUUUUUCAAUAGGGUUUUAUUGGUACCCCAUUUUGACACAAUUAUAAUAUUUUGCAGCAUUUUGAUAGCAUUACAUCACCAUCGUGACGUCAUUAUGACAACGUUGUGCCAUCACUACUUCUCCAUCAUUUUAAUGCAUUUAUUUAUUACGUUAUCUCUGUGACGUCAUAAUGACACUAUUAUAAAGCAAAUAUAGUUUUUGAUUGA